AUGAUCACAAAUAGAAUAUCAAGUGUAACCCCUUCAAUGUUGGCAACAGAACUUAUGAAUAAUUCAAAGACUCUUAAUAAAACCCUUGAUACAUCAGCAAACCAAGUUCAACCAACAUCUACCCGAUUUGCACCAAAUCUUGAACCAAUUCAAAAUACCCUCAAGUAUGAUAAAAAGUUGCAUUAUCCAUGCAUAUCAGAAUUUGAAAAAGCUGAAAGUACCGUUAUAGCAAAACAAUACGGUGUUAAGGAUACCCAAGAUCCCAAAGUACAAGCUGUGCUCCUUGGUGUUGCCUCCAUGAUUAUGCUAGUUCUUUUAACUAAAUAUCUGGACUUGUUGGCUUUGGAUUCUACUGGUCGUCGCAAUAGUUUAAACUUCCCAAAUACAGCCUUCAUGGUUAGGUCAGAUGAACCUCGUGGUCGAGUUGUAGCAACAUUUGUAAGUGAUAAGGAAACAAUACCCAUCGUCGAUCUUAUGUUUGAGUCA
This is a messenger RNA of Racocetra persica, 486 nucleotides long. Lineage: Eukaryota; Fungi; Glomeromycota; Glomeromycetes; Diversisporales; Gigasporaceae. The record is from the annotation of a GenBank genome assembly.